CCUAUUUGACUAAAAUGAAGUUUAUGGAGAACCUGUUUCGACUAUUGUUGCUCCUGUUACUGAUCCUGGUAGCGUAUUUUGUGUACAGAAUGCAACAGAAACCAGAGGCUGUCACACAGAAUACUCCAUUGCCUCAAGAAAAUCAAACAAUCAUCUUAUUCUGGACCUUAUUAUUUGCUCAUUCUUGGCCUUUUGAAGGCAUCCGCCAUUGUGGGACUUAUGCAUGCUAUUUCACUGAAAACAAAGACUAUUAUUAUAAAAGCAGUGCUGUAGUUUUUCAUUCUAGUGGAGCACAUUUUCUCAGUGACUUCCUCGAAGUCUUUUCCCUCGAACGAAACCAAAGUCAAAUGUGGGUGUACAUGAAUGGGGAGAGUCCAGUUAGAAGUCCAAUUCAUUAUUUCUUAAAACGUCCUCUCUUCAACUGGACUAUGACUUACAGGCUCGACUCUGACAUUAAAGGUACUUAUGCUCUUGUUUUCCCAGGACAGUUUAAGAGUGGCUUUGAUCAUCAAAGAAAUUACCUUAAAGGAAAGACAAUUGAAGUCAGUGCACUGAUCAGCCAUUGUGUGUAUGAUAGAUUGAAAGCAGUGAGGAGUCUAAUGAAAUACAUUGAUGUUAACCUAAUGGGAACUUGUAAUGGCAAGUGGCUAUCUGUUACUGAGAGUCAUUCACAGAUCAAGCACUCAAAAUUUUUUUUGGCAUUCGAGAACUCAUUAUGUGUAGACUAUAUCACUGAGAAAACUUAUAGGAAUGCAUAUACAAAUGAAGCUGUUCCAGUCAUACUAUCAGGAGCUAAUCUGUCUAAUCCACUAAUAGUACCACCGGGAUCAUACAUUGAUGCAAGCAAAUUUAAAACUGCUAAAGAACUGGCCGAUUAUUUAAAGUAUGUCGGAGAGAGUAAAGAGAGAUACAAUAAGUUUUUUGAAUGGAGAAACAAAUGGAAUAUUGAUACAGACAGUUGGAAUACAAGAUGGUGUCAUCUUUGUGAAAAAAUACAUAAAAAUUCUAAAUUAGAUUCACAACAAUAUUAUACAGAUUUAAGUGGACUGUAUGAUAGAAAAAGAGAAUGUAAACCAUAUAUUAAAUGGAAUGACUAAAUAAUAACAAUCAUUACAGCUAACUUUGUUUUAACUUUUUGUUCAUUGACCAACAACAACACUUACAGCAA
This is a messenger RNA of Amphimedon queenslandica, 1168 nucleotides long. Its product is annotated as alpha-(1,3)-fucosyltransferase 6-like. Gene Ontology annotation, cellular component: membrane. Bases 15 to 1097 code for a protein of 360 amino acids. The record is from RefSeq and is a predicted model, not a curated record. NCBI's taxonomy places the organism in Eukaryota, Metazoa, Porifera, Demospongiae, Haplosclerida, Niphatidae. The transcript has a single exon. Gene Ontology annotation, molecular function: alpha-(1->3)-fucosyltransferase activity.